Messenger RNA from Helianthus annuus (common sunflower), 1690 nucleotides. Its product is annotated as costunolide synthase. Bases 16 to 1515 code for a protein of 499 amino acids. The record is from RefSeq and is a predicted model, not a curated record. Gene Ontology annotation, molecular function: oxidoreductase activity, acting on paired donors, with incorporation or reduction of molecular oxygen; heme binding; iron ion binding. Lineage: Eukaryota; Viridiplantae; Streptophyta; Magnoliopsida; Asterales; Asteraceae. The transcript has 2 exons.
ACUUAAAACUCAAACAUGGACAUAGUUCUAGUGUCUCUACUGAUUUCUAUGUUCCCUAUUUUCAUCUUUUUCCUCCUAAAAAAAGGUCCUGAAAAACCCAUUCCGGGUCCUCCAACCCUUCCUUUGAUCGGUAACUUGCACCAACUUGUCCAUCCUUCACCGCACCGGGUGCUCAACGACUUAGCCGCCAAGUACGGUCCCAUCAUGCAGCUCAAGCUUGGGUUCGUAUCAACCAUUGUUGUGUCCUCAGCUGAAGUAGCUAGACAGAUCAUGAAGACUCACGACAUCGUCUUCUGUAACCGCCCUAAGCUCGUGGCUCUAGAGCUGAUGGCGAAUAACCACAACGACAUUGCCUUUGCUCCUUAUGGCUCUUACUGGAGACAACUCAAGAAGGUAUGCAUUCUUCACCUCGGGACAAAGAAGAGCUUGGCUUCAACCCGGUGUAUACGCGAACAAGAGGUGAAAUCGCUUGUUGAAACAAUAAGUAAAAGUUCUGAACCAAUAACCUUGGCCGAAAUGCUGUUCACUAUGAAUCACAACAUCAUCACUCGGAUUACAUUCGAUGAUAAGUUUGACAGCGCAUUGAAGUUCCACUCACUGAUUAGGGAAGGGGCGGUUUUGGCGGUCGGGUUUCAGAUUGGUGACUUCUUUCCUUCACUCGGGUUUAUUGCUAAACUCACUGGAAUGAAUAACAGGUUGAAAAAGUGCAUUGCGGGCGCCCGCAGCAUCAUGGAACAAAACAUACAACACCACAUUGACCAACGUAAGCUAAAGAAGCCGCAACAUAAUCAACGUGAGUGUCUUAUUGACGUUCUCCUCGGGCUACAGGAUGCGGGUCAUGACAUCGACCAGCCGUUUACCACCGAGAACAUCAAGUCUGUCCUCUUGGACGUGAUCACGGGUGGAACUGAUAAUUCAACGGAUAUAGUUGAGUGGGCGAUGGUAGAGAUGUUAAGAAACCCGAGCGUGAUGAAAAAAGCUCAAACCGAGAUCAGACAGGUGAUCGGUGAAAAAGCGAACCCUAUCGUGGAAGAGACUGAUCUUCCAAAACUGACUUACAUGAAAAUGGUAGUUAAGGAGACCCUAAGAGUCCACCCUCCGGUUCCUCUUUUGCUCCCACGAGAGUCUAGGGAACGAUGCAUGAUCGACGGCUAUGAUAUGCCUUCACAAACCCGAGUUAUUAUCAACUACUGGGCCAUAGCCCGGGAUCCUGCCAGCUGGAAGGAUCCAAAUGUGUUUAUUCCUGAGAGGUUCCAAGAUGAACUCCGGGAUUACAAAGGACACGACUUUGACUAUAUUCCUUUUGGGGCGGGUCGCCGUAUUUGUCCCGGAAUGGAGUUUGGAAUGGUGAACUCCGAGCUUUCACUGGCUUCUUUGCUUUACCAUUUUGAUUGGAAGCUAGCUGAUGGGGAGAAUCCAAAAGAUUUAGAUAUGAGCGAGACGUAUGGAGUCACAUGUUACAAGACUUGUAGUCUACGACUUGUUCCUAGCCUACGCUUCCCUAUAUCAACUUAGAAGUUUCAGUUAUUUGGUUAUCGUGUUUUAAUAAUAAAAUACCGUCUCCAGUGUAAGAUUAAAUAAGUGACCGGUUCAUAUUAAUGUACCAGUCACUGGUGAUUUGUGUCAUGUUGUAUUUGCAGGAUUAUUUUUAAGUGUGAUGAACGUUGAUUAUGUAAGUUAUCUUAUUUCA